AUGGCUUUACUGACGCCUUUCAAUAAAAUGCCUGAACUGAACACCGCCAAUAUCCUGUUGGUGGAAAAUGAAGAGCAGUUCCAGACCAAGUUGGCUGACGUUAUAGUAAAUUACGAGAAACAAAUCAACGUCAACGUUCGGUUGGCCAGAAAACUUCCGUUGCCAAUUGAAAACGCAGAUACUCGUCCUCGAAUCGAUCUGGUGGUUUUUAUCGUCAAUUUAAUAUAUGAACGAAGCCUUCAGGCAAUGGAGUCGUCUAUAAAGCAUUUAGACUCAGGCUUCUUCGUAGGGAAAGUCUGUUUUUUGGUAACUGGCGCUCGCUGUGGUUCGGUCUCUCAUGAGCGUUUGUUGAGUGUGAGAAAGCUCGCAGCAUCUCUACACUGUCCCAUGCUGUGUGCUGAAGAUCAGACAACAGAGGGAGUAAGAGCUGCAGCUCUGAGACUCCUCAGUAUAGUCAAGGUGUCGGCCGGACUGGUUCCCACGGCAACCGCCCUCUACCUGUCCGCGCUGACCCGCUGCACUUUGCCCGCUGAGCUUGACCAGGAUUGA
Messenger RNA from Chanos chanos (milkfish), 549 nucleotides. RefSeq names its product proliferation associated nuclear element (gene pane1). The transcript is spliced from 6 exons. The record is from RefSeq and is a predicted model, not a curated record. NCBI's taxonomy places the organism in Eukaryota, Metazoa, Chordata, Actinopteri, Gonorynchiformes, Chanidae. Bases 1 to 549 code for a protein of 182 amino acids.